This is a messenger RNA of Diprion similis, 1902 nucleotides long. RefSeq names its product histone-lysine N-methyltransferase PR-Set7 (gene Set8). The transcript has 4 exons. The record is from RefSeq and is a predicted model, not a curated record. The coding region runs from base 357 to 1298 and encodes 313 amino acids. Gene Ontology annotation, molecular function: protein binding; histone H4K20 methyltransferase activity. NCBI's taxonomy places the organism in Eukaryota, Metazoa, Arthropoda, Insecta, Hymenoptera, Diprionidae.
GCAGCUGCAGUAUCCUCUUUGCAUUCUUAGUUAUAUUAUUUACGUUGACGUUUUUAGGCUUGAUUAGUUGUUAAUUUGUAAUUAAACAUCCCCGUGCAACGGCGGUUGAGCGGUGAAUUUUUCACAUAAAAAACAUAAAUUCCGCGAUUAGAUAAUUAGACAAUAAUUUAAAAAGGAUGCCAGGCGAUCGAGCAGUUACAAACGCUCCCAAUCGUUACAAACAUUUUAUAUUCUGGUUGCUUUAAAUAAUAAAUUUAUAACAAUCUCUUAAUCAGUACCGAAACCGAUUGUCGACAUGGUCCAAGUUGUCUCAACAUCAUUCUUGUGAAACUGUAAAACGAACACAUAACUACAAAAUGGAUAUUUAUCUUCGAUCGGGACACAGGCAAAAAAAACUUGACACCACCAACAGUCAGAAACAGUUUGUAAACAAUUUAGAAGAUCAAUUCUCAUACAUUAGAACUUCACCAAGGCGGCAAAAUGGGUUUGAUCCGCAGCUGUUCAAGACAGAUGAAACUCCAGUUGCUGUACCAGUCAACGGACCUCCAACUCCGCAUCGAAUUAAUAUGACAAGAACGGAUUCUGAAGAUUCUGAAAAAACAAAUACUGAUGAUAAUACAAAUACAAGCAAGAUCUUUAUCCCAAAAUCACCCAGUACUGUGCUGAGCAAUGUACAAAAUCCUGCCAAAAAGUCAUUCAAAAAGGGUCGUAGAAAACUCAAUUCAAACACCGGUGGUCAAGGAUUACCAGGAACCACUGUGAAUGGAACAAAUCACAAAUUAACAGACUAUUUCCCAGUUCGUAGAAGUGUUCGGAAAAGUAAAAAGACUGUAUUGGAAGAACAACAGAGGGACAUGGAAAAUAAGGUCCUGUGUCAGGUGCAAGAUGGACUGAAAAUACAAGAGUUCAUUGGCAAGGGCAGAGGAAUUGUUACAACUAGAGAAUUUCGGAAAGGUGACUUUGUGGUAGAAUAUAUCGGUGAGUUAAUUGACCAAAAUGUGGCCAAAAAACGAGAAGCUGAAUAUGCGCGAGAUCAAAAUACAGGCUGCUACAUGUACUACUUCAAGCACCGUAACCAACAGUAUUGUGUGGAUGCAACAGCAGAAUCAGAUAAAUUCGGUAGAUUAGUAAAUCAUUCACGCAACGGUAACCUGAUUGCACGUGUGGUGGAAGUUGGAUCUGUACCACAUUUAGUCCUUGCUGCUAAAGAUGACGUACCACGUGGUGUUGAAGUGACUUAUGACUAUGGAGACCGCAGUCGAGAAUCUAUCCGCAAUCAUCCAUGGCUGGCAUUGUAACGAGAAGUAGGAUCAUUCUUACAUCUCUGGUAAUUAGUCAUAAUUAGAUAAAACAAUUUUUAACCUGUGAACAUAUUUGCAGUCCCUCGAAUUGCUAGUUUCAAUGAUGCGAUUGCCCCUAAAUUAUGCAAAAAUGUUUACAGAGAUAGAGAUGACGAUAAAUCUGACACUGUUUUUGUACUACUAAUACCUCGGUAAUUGCGUAUUUCAUCAAUGAAUUAAAAAUUUGUUCAACUCUGUAAAAUUUUUGGGAAUUUAUGAGUUCAAUAUAAUGGUAAACAUCAUGGAUUAUCACACUGUUGACUGUAUACUGGGGACCUCCUGCAUAUGGUGGAAAAGUUUCUUCCCAGAGCCAACAAUACCUAUUUUUUUUUUCAAAUAUGCAGCACCCGCUUUUGAGUGAUUUUCGAACGCGAAAUUCUUGAAUAUGAAACGGUAUCUGUCAAAUACUUGGUAAAAAAAAUUACUUUUGCGGUAAAAAUGUUUGAUGUGAAAUAACAUUUGACAUCCAACGCGCUCCAAAAUUACGAAAUUACUAGUGCAUAUAACAGCGGUGAUCUUAACUUUUCUGCCUCCCGAAUAUCAUAAAAAAAAAACGUUCUCU